Chenopodium quinoa (quinoa) is the source of this 1518-nucleotide messenger RNA. Its product is annotated as peroxidase 57-like. The record is from RefSeq and is a predicted model, not a curated record. Gene Ontology annotation, molecular function: heme binding; peroxidase activity. Gene Ontology annotation, biological process: hydrogen peroxide catabolic process; response to oxidative stress. Gene Ontology annotation, cellular component: plant-type cell wall; plasmodesma. Lineage: Eukaryota; Viridiplantae; Streptophyta; Magnoliopsida; Caryophyllales; Amaranthaceae. Bases 176 to 1270 code for a protein of 364 amino acids. The transcript has 4 exons.
GCCAAGCUAAAACCACUAAAGCUAGAUAUAUACGUCUCUCACUUUGAGGAGAUUCGGAAAAGAGCUAAAAGGCGCAUUAUUAAUUAACAAUAUUAAGAUAUAUCAAAUUUAUAAUACUGUCAAGUAAGUUUAAAAACACACGUAAACUUAAGUUGAGGGGGUGUAGGAACUAAAAAUGAGGCAUUUAGUAGUUGUGGCCUUAUUACUUGGGCUCAUAUCAAUAUUAAGUGAAGUGUGUGAGUCUACUCAUCGUUUAAAUUUGCAAAUAGGGCCUAUUGUGAUUGGUCGAGGUCGAGGCCGAGGUAAGCCCUCUAAGGGUAGUCCACCUCCACCUCCACCUCCUCCUACCCCUACUAGUCCUAGUACACCUUCUGGGUUGAAGGUAGGUUUUUACAAAGGGCUAUGUCCUAAUAAUGUGGAUGUUGAGGCAAGUAUUACAACCGAAGUUCAAGUACAAUUUGGCAAGGAUCCAACUAUUCUUCCUGCCCUUCUUCGCAUGCAAUUUCAUGAUUGUUUUGUUCAUGGAUGUGAUGCGUCAAUCCUAAUAGCCGGGUCUUCAAGUGAGAGAACAGCAGGUCCUAAUCUUAGUGUAAGAGGAUAUGAUUUGAUAGAUACUUUAAAAGGUGUUGCAGAAGCCGCAUGUCCCGAUGUUGUCUCUUGUUCAGAUAUUAUUGCAAUCGCUACUAAAGAAGUACUUAAAUUGGGAGGAGGACUAGAAUAUCUUGUAGAAACAGGACGAAGAGAUGGACUCGUAUCAAAUGCCGAUGAUGUUGAUCUUCCAAGUCCUUUUGCAUCUGUUUCUGAUAGCAUUUCAGCCUUUGGUGCCAAAAAUUUUAAUCCUGAAGAAAUGGUUGUUCUCUUAGGUUGUCAUACGGUAGGAAUAUCACAUUGUGACUUCUUUGAAGACCGUUUGUACCAAGAUACUAACCAAUUUGACCCAAAUAUGGACUCAACCCUUCGAACACAAUUGAAGCCGGUAUGCCCUAAAGGAAUGGGAUCAAACAACGUUACCUUUCUUGAUCAAAAUCCGUCGAGCUCAAACAUAGUUGACAACUCUUUCUUUGAUCAAAUUGUCAAGCAAAGAGGAAUUUUACCAAUUGAUCAAGCACUAGCUCGUGAUCGUCAAACAAAGGACUUUGUUCAACAACUCGCCCAAAAUCCUAACGCAUUCGCUACGAAAUUGGCUAGUGCCAUGGUGAAGUUGCAAGCACUUGAUGUGCUCACUGGUAAUCAAGGGCAAAUUAGAAAAGUGUGUAGCAAGUUCAAUUAGAGUGCUUCUUCUAUUUGAUGAAUUGAAGCACAAGAUUUUGAACGUUUCGACAAGGCAUGAUAAUGAAGAGUCAAAGACUAAGCUACUUGGCAUUCAAAAGAGAAGUCGAGUUAUAAUAUUUCUAACAUGUAUUUUUUACAAUAAUAAUGUAGCCGUUGUAAUAUUGUUGUGAUUUGUGUCAAUAAUACAUUUUCAAUUUUGCUUACUAAAAGAAAGCAAUAUGCAAGUUUAUAUGAUUUGAUUGGAAU